Messenger RNA from Penicilliopsis zonata CBS 506.65, 813 nucleotides. RefSeq lists its product as hypothetical. Bases 1 to 813 code for a protein of 270 amino acids. The transcript has 3 exons. Lineage: Eukaryota; Fungi; Ascomycota; Eurotiomycetes; Eurotiales; Aspergillaceae. The record is from RefSeq and is a predicted model, not a curated record.
AUGAAAAGCAGUUGGAAUCAAAAUGUCUCCUCCCGCCACGCAGACCUGAUCUGCAUCCUCCUCUGCUUCAUCACAGGGCUAUGCGACAGCGCAGCCUAUAACGCCUGGUCAUGUUUCUUAGCAAUGCAGACUGGGAAUACGAUUUUCCUCGGCCUCGGCGCCUCAGGCCAACCAACCAGCAAACCAUACGGCUGGCUCAAAUCGCUAAUCUCCAUCUCCUUCUUCUUCGUGGGCUCGUUCAGCUUCGCGCACACCACGAGACGAACAGGAAACACCCGACGAAGCACCCUCUUCAUCUCAUUCCUCCUUCAAGCGCUGUUGGUGUUUGUCGCCGUGGCCUUGAUCGAAGCGAACCUCAUCCCGCACAACGCUACCACCGACGCCUCCCUGCACGGGGGGAAACUAUUUCUGGAAUUGAUUCCCAUCGCGUUACUUGCCUUCCAGUCCGCCGGCUCGAUCACCUCCAGCCGGGCGUUGGGAUUCAACGAAAUCCCCACCGUCGUCCUGACGAGCGUCUAUUUCGAUAUCGCCUCGGAUGCGAACCUCGUCGCACCCCCCGCCGCAAAUGUGAAACGCAAUAGACGGAUCGGCGGCGUCGUCGCCUUGCUUGUCGGCGCGAUUGUCGGCGGCUGGUUGAGUCGUUCCUCGGGCGGCAUGCAGGCUGCCUUGUGGAUGGCGGGGGGAUACAUAGAAUACUACAUAAGAGAAUUACCCCGCUCCACGUGGCGCCUACAGGGAAUAAUGAUUCGUCAUGACAUCAGUGACCUGGAUGUGGUUAUAAGCAAGUAUAAGAGUGUAAUAGUUAAUAAGUAA